This is a messenger RNA of Anopheles nili, 3059 nucleotides long. RefSeq names its product probable RNA-binding protein 19. Gene Ontology annotation, cellular component: cytoplasm; ribonucleoprotein complex; nucleus. NCBI's taxonomy places the organism in Eukaryota, Metazoa, Arthropoda, Insecta, Diptera, Culicidae. Bases 1 to 2601 code for a protein of 866 amino acids. Gene Ontology annotation, molecular function: mRNA binding. The record is from RefSeq and is a predicted model, not a curated record. The transcript has 5 exons.
AUGUCACGAAUUAUCGUGAAAAAUAUCCCAAAUGGGUUUGAUGAAUUGAAACUUCGCAACCACUUCAGUGCGUGUGGUAUAGUUACAGACGUACAAUUGAAGUACACACCUGAAGGUAAAUUUCGUAAUUUUGGCUACAUUGGAUACGAAACAGAGGAGCAAGCUAACAACGCAAUCAAACACUUCAAUAACAGCUUUAUUAGAACUUCAAAAAUUAAUGUCGCAACUUGCGUUGCACUUAAUGAAUCCAAACAUCUUAAGACUUGGAGCAAACACUGUCAAAAACCAACGGAUUCAACCAAAAAACUCGAAGAAACCCCAGCGCCAUCAAAUAUAGCUAAAACAAAGGCACCGAACGCGAAAGACGUACUAGAAAGCUACAAGGAUGACCCUAAAUUUCAAGAGUUUAUUGACGCACAUAAACGUGCCGGCAAAUCAUUAUGGGACAAUCAAUUUCAAAAAUCAAAUAUAUUACCGACGACCGCAUUCAGUGACGAAAAUUCAGAUAGUGGCAACGCUGAAUCCGAUCAAGAACAACCAACAGUCAUCAAGAAAACACAGGAAACAAAGAAAUCAUCAAAAACAUCAAUGAUUCCAUUAUUUGUUGCAAAAGUGCACAAUAUACCGGCGUCAACCAAACGGCAAGAUUUGAUACGGUUUUUCAAAUCUGCAAAACCCUAUUCGGUUCGAAUUCCUCCCAAGCUCAAGGGGUUUGCAUAUGUGGGAUUCAAAACAGAAAUCGAUCUAAACAAAGCUUUGUUGAUGAACAAAAGCUUUCUUGGAGGAAAACAAGUAAAAAUAUAUAACUUUUAUUCGCGAAGCGAGCAAAUUUCUGAACCAAAGGGAGAAAAACAUCAAAAGUUAGCAAAAUGGGAACGUCAAAAAGCGAAUAAAUCCACAGAAACUAUUUGUGAGUCUGGAAAGCUAUUUUUCCGGAAUCUUAGCUAUUCCGUGCAGGAAGAGGAUAUUCGCAAGAUUUUCGAAAAAUAUGGACCCGUUUCUGAAGUUGAUGUACCAAUUGAUUCCAGCACACAAAGAUUGAAGGGAUUUGGAACUGUUACAUUUCUGAUGCCAGAACAUGCAGUUAUGGCGUACAAUGAAUUGAACGGCACUUUUCUCCAGGGUCGUAUGUUUCACAUUCUUCCAGCAAUCGUUCAGUAUGAAGAUAACAUUGAAGGUAGUGAUCCUGAAAGUAGUAACUAUAAAAGGAAAAAAGCGCAUGGACUUAGAAAAACAGCACAAUUGACUCACAACUGGAAUACGCUGUUUAUGGGAGAAAACGCUGUCGCUGAAGCGGUUGCGCGGAAAUAUAGUACGACUAAGGAAAAAAUUCUACUCUCAUCAGAAGGCGAAUCAAGCGCGGCGGUUCGACUAGCACUCGGCGAGACAGAACUUGUCAUAGAGAUGCAAAAUUUUCUACAGGAAAACAACAUAUCGUUGGACGCAUUUAAUUCGAAAGACGUGAAACGUUCAAACACGAUAAUACUAGUAAAAAAUCUGGACCCUAGAUGCUCUAAAGAAGCAUUGCGGAAUUUGUUUAGCCCCUUUGGAAUAUUAGGGCGCGUGGUUCUUCCUCCAAGUGCCGUAACUGCUGUCGUUGAAUUCCUCGAUCCAAGCGAAGCUAGAAAAGCAUUUAAAAAACUUGCAUACACCAUGUUUCAAUCACUACCAUUAUUUCUGGAGUGGGCACCGCAGGAUACAUUCAAAAUCCCGUUCCAAGGUGCAUCUGUAGUAGAUGUAAAGAAUCCUGACAAACAAAACUCUAACAGUAACGUUAGAAAAGAUGCAAUAGAUAGCAACAAUUCAGCAUUCACAGCAACUGACACGAAUAGCGAGGCUUUUGACGAAACCACAGAACCAGAGGAUGGUACAACGUUGUUCAUCAAAAAUCUGAAUUUCAUUACGAGCGAAGUUACCAUUAGGGAACACUUCUGCGGUAUCGGUACCAUCCAUUCCGUACAAGUGGUACGUAGUCGGGAUCAUUCAGGAGCAGACCGCAACGAAAGCCGAGGAUAUGGUUUCAUUCAGUUUAAGAAGCGUCAAGUAGCAGAAAAUGCGCUUAAAAAUCUUCAAUUCACCCUAAUUGACGGACGCCAAGUCGAGCUUGCCCGAAGCGACCGCACGCUUAAAACGGCACAUGAUAGCUUGGAGUGUAAAAAAUUGCAAACAGGUAGCAAGAUCGUAGUGCGAAAUAUACCCUUCCAGGCAAGUGCAAAUGAAGUGCGGGAUCUGUUCAAACCCUUUGGUGACAUUAAAUCUCUUCGCCUACCAAACAAGAUGGCAGCAAGCUUGGACGAGAGUCAUCGAGGUUUUUGCUUUGUCGAGUUUGUGAGAGAACCAGAAGCCAAGCGAGCAUUCGAAGCUCUUGGUCGUAGUACCCAUCUGUAUGGUCGACGGCUUGUGCUAGAAUGGGCUGCUCCAGACGACGGAAUAGAGGAGUUGCGUAAACGAACCGCGGACCAUUUUCACCAUACCGAAGGUGCAUCCGCCACUGCUAAGCGAAGUUCCAAUCACAGAGGUUUGAUGAAUGCCAACGAGUUCGUUGCUUCAAGUGCUUCGAAUCGGAAAUCAUUCAAUGACGACGAAGAAGAGUUUGACUAAAAAUUGUGUGGAUUCAUGCUAGAGAGGGAUAGCGUAAAUGCGAUCGGCAUUAAUUGAUGGUUCAUUUUCAAAAUUUACUGCCGAUAUCUUUUUAUUCCUUCUGUUAGAUUCAUGUUACGUUCUGUUACACAUGUGUUGAAAUGCAAAAUAUGUUGACAUGUUGAACGAUGAAAACUUAUGGUAUGGAUUAUAAUGCGAGAUACAAAUUUGUUCAUUUUUCUUUAGGGCUGUUGGUUACAUCCUCAAUCUUUGCUGUGGAACCUUGAGUAGUGUUAAGCUUAUAUAUACUAUAAUUUAGUGCGCUAGCAAACGCACACCAGGCAAAGUACGGUACGAACAGAUAUCCAGCCAAUUUGUUCGUUUGAUAGAAAGCGAUACCUGUUGCCGCCACAGAUCCAGUGAGAGCUAGUAUUUCCACAAAACUCUGUCAAUACGAAGUAAAUAAAUAAAGUGCACAA